ACGCGCUCUGGGGUCGACUAAAAUAGCUGCUCCGAGAAACAGCAAACGAUUACCAGGGCCUGUGUGUUUACAAUCUGAGAACGAAAUAUGGCUACUGCGGGAGAAACAGUUGGACAAGGAACAAUGACUUCAUCUGUACCCGGGACAGGCACCUGUUUCGUGGCUAAAGGUUUAGAUAUUAGCCUAGCAGCCUUACAGCGACACGAUCCCUACAUCAACAACAUCGUCGAUUUGGCUAGCCAAGUUGCGCUCUACACAUUCAGUCACGUGUCUAAUGAUUUGACAAGUUGUCCACUUUCUGACUUGCAGGAGAAGACAGAUGUUGAAGGGAGCCUGUUUGUAUAUACAAGGUCUGCCUCUCCCAGGCACGGCUUCACCAUCAUGAAUCGGCUGAGUAUGGACAACCGGACUGAGCCCAUCACCAAAGACCUGGACCUCCAGCUGCAGGACCCAUUCCUUCUCUACCGGAACGCACGCUUGUCCAUAUAUGGGAUCUGGUUUUAUGACCAAGAGGAUUGCCGGAGAAUCGCAGGACUCAUGAAAAAUUUAACACAACAGGAGCUGCUCAAGGCCCAGCAGGGGGGAGGCAGCUCUCCAAGAACACUGCACCCCGGGGAUAGCAGAGGUGUGGACAUCCUGGAGAUGCUGACCAAGGCCAGAGAUGAAUACGACAAGGGUAAACCGAGUUCAGAGCCGAAGGAAAUCGCUGUCAGCAGUGUGAUCUUCAACAACCCCAACCUGAUCAAACCCAUCCCUGUGAAACCAACUGAAAGGCAGUACACUCCUGUGCAACACCAGCAGUCCUGCAAGGAUGGCGAGUCUGAGCCCAAACACUUAUCCCUGGCAGCACUUUUCGGAGCUAAGGACAAGUCUGUCCCAGUUUCCACGAUGGGGCCGGACAACAGCAUACAGUCGGGAGGGGCUAAAGCCGAGAAUUGCCCUACAGUUCUCCUAUCCCUUUCUUAUGAGAAAACUGGGCAGGCACCCGCAAAGGUAGCUGCAGACAGCAGCACCGCUCACCCCUGCCUGGCCUUCCAGAAACUGAUGACCCCCCGAGGAGGGGCCGUGGAGCUGCAGCCCGUCUCGGAGUCUCCUGAAAACCGGCUGUGUGAGAACGGGAGUUUCCAGCCAGCCUCUUGCCCCGGCCGAGACCCUCUGCACAGACUGUUCCAACCCCCGGCCUCCGCCUGCUCACAGCAGCCAACCCAGCUCCAGGGAGCACCCAACCUGCGCAAGCCUGACUCCGGAGCAGGCCCUCUAGUAGAGCCCUUGGGCUUCAGCAGCAGCAGUUGCCAGUCAAAGCCACUUUUCUUCAGCCCCAGCAGCCCCCAGCUUGUAGCUCCCUCUCCCCGGCACCAUGUUCCAGGUGUUAUCUACCCCCACGAGCUGAUCCAGAGACUGCAGCUGGUCCAGCAGGAGCAGAACCCUGAUGGGCUGCCCAGGCCCGCCCUCGCCGCCAGGUUCCAUGCGCCCCUCAGCCAGAGUUCCAGGCCCCUGGUCACCUGGCCAGAGAAGAGCCCUGCCAGGGACAAGUCAAAUCCGCUGUUUCAGGUGAUCUCUCCCCAGCGAAUUCCAGCUACAGUGGCCCCCACUCUGCUCAUGUCUCCCAUGGAGUUCUCCCAGUCCAAAGCAGGGAAGCCUUUAGAGAGCAGCCGGCUUGCCAUGCCCCCAGUGGAGAGCUGUCAGGGGCUGAGGAGCUUGUUAUCCCCCAGGCAGGCUGCGGAACCUGUCAGUAAAACACCCAGCACUCUCAACAAGAGCCAGCUCCAGGACACACUGCUCUACCUGAUCAAGAAUGAUUCCUCCUUCCUAAACACCAUCUAUGAAGCUUAUUUGUCCAGUUUGACGAAGGACAAGUGACGAAAAAGCUCUGAAGCUGUUCGAUUUUUUUUUUUUUUUUUAAACAAUGCGUUUUUGUAAAGUUGCCGAUUUUAACAAAUCUGAUAAAUAUCUAGGUGUGAUUGUAUAUUUCAUCAAAAGACACUUUUUUUUGCUUUUUUCAUCCUUUAUUUUUAUGCUUUGUUUUUAAUUAAGUUUCCAGUAAUGAAAGGAAGGAAAAUAACUGGAAUGCAGUUUUAUACAAAUCUGUAUUAAUUUAUCAUGGAAAGACAAUGGAAAGAGUAGCCCGUCUAAAUUGUGUUCAGUGUGAGAUACUUGGAAAAUGAUUGAACACUGUGGCUGGCAGCUGACUUUGCUUGUCCUUGCACAUACAGAUUGCUUUCUUGUUAUCAGAUUUGUUAUAUGAAACAACAGCGCAGGCGCAGUACUAUUUUAUAUGUUUUAAAAAGAGAAUAUUUUUCUAUGGUCCCACGUGGUGGAGUUCAUUGCAUAUGCCUCUCUCUUUCCAAGUUGCAUUGAUCACAGAAAAAACUGAAUGAUGUAAAACAGAAGAACUGGUCACAGUCAUUUAAAUGCAGUUUUACUUUUAUGGUUUUAUCAAUUUUAAAACCAUGUUAGUUUUGUCCAAUCUUUCUUUUAACAGGAAAAUCAUUAAAAUUGGUUUUAUUGUCCAUUUCAAA
Molecule: messenger RNA, 2519 nt
Organism: Polyodon spathula (Mississippi paddlefish)
Lineage: Eukaryota; Metazoa; Chordata; Actinopteri; Acipenseriformes; Polyodontidae
Product: mRNA-decapping enzyme 1B-like
Exons: 10
Coding region: 88-1860 (590 amino acids)
Biological process (GO): deadenylation-dependent decapping of nuclear-transcribed mRNA; deadenylation-independent decapping of nuclear-transcribed mRNA; positive regulation of catalytic activity
Cellular component (GO): P-body
Molecular function (GO): enzyme activator activity; mRNA binding
Source: RefSeq, a predicted model, not a curated record